CGAUCGAGCUGUAGACUGCCGGGAAGAGAAGAAUAGCCUAUUCCUUAACAGAAAUGCAAGCCAAUGCAGAGGUAAAGUAAGAAAAAUGGACCUACAAUGGCCUAAAAACCCAGGAAUUUGUACAAAAUGGUCGAUUUAGGUUUGUGCAACGCCAACCUGAAGGACGGCCGGACCCUGAUGAAGAUGGGCCUGAGCAUGGUUCUGCUAGGGCACAUCAACUUCCUGUUGGGGGCGCUGGUGCACGGGGCGGUGUUGCGUCACAUCAGCCUUCACAAGCAGGCCCGCCUCAUGGAGUACGCCGUGUCCAACGUCAUCGCCCUGGUGGCGGGCAUGGUGGGGGCCAUUGUCGGAAUAUCGGCCAUCGUCCUGUCCAAGAACAGGAAGAGCAAGAUGCUGACGUGGUUCCUGCUGGUAGUCAGUGCGCUGUGCAGUCUCCUGGCCGCUGCCGCUGUGCUGGGGCUGACUGUGUCCGUGGUGAACGCCAUCGCUAAUGGAGGGAGGACCCUGCUAACCCACUGCAAGUUCCCUGAUGCUAUCGGCUACUCCAGCAUCACCAACGAGUGCCCCUUUGAUCCCACGCGAAUCUACAGUACGACCAUCUUCCUGUGGGUGCCCAUGGUCCUCCUGAGCCUGGUGGAGUUGGUGUUCUCUGGGAGGUGUGUGGCUGCCUGUGUCUCCUUCCUUCACUUGCGCUGUGCUAUCAGGAAGAAGAGGAAGAGGAUCAAUGUCAGGAGGGUCGUGUGGCGACCACAGGAGAUGACAUCACCUCCUCAGUCAGAGUGCCGAGACCAGGAGCAGGAAUUUCCGCAGCAGGAGAUGGAAUGUUCGUAUCAGGAGUUGGGAAUUGGGAAUAAAGACGUGGGGCUUCAGCACGUGAAGGGUCAGCCUCGGCGGGAGACAGCUGAGCCCCCAGAGCAGUGUGAUCUGGUGAGACAGCACCCCAGGCCCAGAUGCAGCCGGGCCAGAGAAUUCAACAGAGCCAGCCUCUGGAUCUAAGACUCACUGUCACUGAAUGACCUCUCAACUUUCACCCCUACAAUGUAUUAUGACUGUCUGGCCUCAGGAGGAACUCCAGUCAGUGAUCGCUGCUUUGGCCAUGGUUGUAUACCCUGUUUAAUGGAACUUACAUUGUUCGUUCUGGACCCUGGGAUAAAGUAUUUUCAUCGCCUGGGAUAAUGGGUUUAACACCCAAACAGUUGACAAUACUUUGGGAAUGCUGGUGUCCACUGGGCUAGAGCUUUUUCUGACCUACCCUUGGGCCCAACACUGUGAAAUCAAGGGGUGCACAGUCAACCAUAUCCACAUCAGCAAGAACAGAUACACCAUGCCUAUAAAUUCAGAUGACUAUAUUUGUAUUUUAUAAUGAUGUAUGCUCCCCACCAAUUACAUGUUACAGAAGAAUCUGUUACUUUUAGUGUUUAUCUAUCACUAGUGUGCAAGCAAUACCUGCAGUAAAUUAGGACCUACCAUUUACUUUACUCAUAUGUGAAGAUAAAGCACAAGAGAAUAAAGGGGAUAUUGUUGUA
Conger conger (European conger) is the source of this 1526-nucleotide messenger RNA. RefSeq names its product keratinocyte-associated protein 3-like. Bases 127 to 996 code for a protein of 289 amino acids. NCBI's taxonomy places the organism in Eukaryota, Metazoa, Chordata, Actinopteri, Anguilliformes, Congridae. The transcript has 6 exons. The record is from RefSeq and is a predicted model, not a curated record.